UUUCCCUUUUCUCUACUCUCGUCGACUGUGUUGUUGAUCAUAUUGGCUCCCGCAUUCCUCCCAUUGAUCCAUGUCUUUGCUAAACCUUUAACUUUCCCCCGGUCUGAUUAGGGUUUUUUCUCCCUGUUUCCUCCUCCGAGGGCUCCAUGGUCGGUCUCGAUUUCUUUCUCUCCGCCUGGCUCAGAAGGAGCUAGCGUGGGAAGAAGGAGAGGGUGAACGUUGUGGAGGAGAAAGGAGCGAUGAGCGUGAGCCAUGCAUCAGUUCAUCCAGCCGAAGAUCCUCCUAUCACAGAAGGGGAUAAUGUGCCUCGGGUGAGGAUGGAAAAUAUAGAAGGCAUGCCAGGAACCCUACUCGGGCUUGCCCUUCGAUUCUUCCAGUUUCUGUUUGCUGCUGCAUCACUCUGUGUUAUGGCUACCACAAGCGAUUUCCCUUCCGUUACUGCCUUCUGCUACCUUGUUGCAGCUGCUGGUUUGCAAAGCUUGUGGAGUCUUGCACUGGCCAUGGUCGAUGUCUAUGCCAUUUUGGUUAAGCGUUCACUACAGAACCGCCAAGUAGUCAGCUUGUUUGCAAUUGGCGACGGGGUUACAUCGACAUUGACAUUUGCAGCAGCCUGUGCUUCAGCUGGCAUAACAGUUCUCAUAGACAACGAUCUAAAUAGUUGCGCCCAAAACCACUGUGUUCAGUUUGAAACCUCGACAGCCCUGGCCUUCGUAAGCUGGUUUGCUGCUUUACCCUCUUUUCUUUUCAACUUCUGGUCUCUUGCAUCCCGCUGAAUUCGGGAUUUACACACAUUUAUAUGUACACACACACGUUGUUUUGUCAUUGGUGUGAAAAUUUUCUAGGUCGUUCAUUCUUGGUCACAUUAGAGAACUUAGGGGACUGUCGAUGUUUCUAUGUAAAGGUUUUUUUGGUGAAAUGAGGACCGUGAUUAGAUUGGAUGAUGACCAGAUCAUUGUUAUUGGCUUCUUCAUUCCCAGUUCCUGGGAACUGAAUUGGAUUUUACCUACGCUUGGGGUUGACA
Molecule: messenger RNA, 1021 nt
Organism: Tarenaya hassleriana
Lineage: Eukaryota; Viridiplantae; Streptophyta; Magnoliopsida; Brassicales; Cleomaceae
Product: CASP-like protein 5A2
Exons: 4
Coding region: 240-773 (177 amino acids)
Cellular component (GO): plasma membrane
Source: RefSeq, a predicted model, not a curated record